UCCGGAGGGGGGCCGCUGGCACACCCGCCGCUUCACCUCGAUCAUGCGGGACCUGGGACACAACACGGUUGACGUAGUGCGGAUGGAUUUGGAGGGUCUGGAGUGGAAAGUCCUGGAGGACAUGUUACUGGAAGGCGCGAUGUCCCGGAUUCACCAGCUACUGGUGGAGGUGCAUCUGCACUGGAGCGGCUUUCAGGUGAUGGGAUCCCCCCUGCAGGUGGUGCGAUAUUGGUACAGCCUGCUCCACCAGCUGCACAACCAAAACUACCGCCUAGUCGGCAUGUACAACCACGACCUGGUCCCAGACACGGACUCACUCAACCCCGGACACAACACUGUCAGGACUUUUAACCAGCAUUACUUCAAGGAGACAGAUGUAGAGAGGGUUGGCAGUCAAGUUGAGGUUCAAGUCAGAGAAUCCGGUCCUGGUAGACCAAAGAGGCUUUCUACUGGUAGAUUUCUACAGGACACGCGCUUGGAUGUCGGCUGUUGUCAUGUGUUAGUGUGGAUUAACACACACUGGGAGAACUCAUGAUGGGGGAGAGGGGUGUUUAGGAUCUGCUUGGAGAUUAGUACUUAGGGUUGGA
Branchiostoma belcheri (Belcher's lancelet) is the source of this 587-nucleotide messenger RNA. RefSeq lists its product as uncharacterized. The record is from RefSeq and is a predicted model, not a curated record. Bases 44 to 535 code for a protein of 163 amino acids. Lineage: Eukaryota; Metazoa; Chordata; Leptocardii; Amphioxiformes; Branchiostomatidae. The transcript has 4 exons.